Aspergillus puulaauensis is the source of this 1197-nucleotide messenger RNA. RefSeq names its product TauD/TfdA dioxygenase family protein. Gene Ontology annotation, cellular component: cytoplasm. NCBI's taxonomy places the organism in Eukaryota, Fungi, Ascomycota, Eurotiomycetes, Eurotiales, Aspergillaceae. Gene Ontology annotation, molecular function: 2-oxoglutarate-dependent dioxygenase activity. The transcript has 3 exons. The coding region runs from base 1 to 1197 and encodes 398 amino acids. The record is from RefSeq and is a predicted model, not a curated record.
AUGGCGUGCACAGUUGCGAGCGCUAUCGCCGAAAGCCGACGACGCGGCGACACCGGAGUAUAUAAGGAGCUUGACCUCUCAAGGUUCACUAGCAGAUCAGUCAACUCAGAAUUGCAUCCAACAGACAAAAUGACUGUCGUACCGGUGGAAUCGAAAGUCCCGCCCCAUCCUAGGCUCCACUCCUCCGGCUCCUUGGAUGGCUUCAAAUCCACCACUCUCACGCCGGUUAUCGGACACGAGUUCCCCAAGGGCUCUGUCAACAUCGUUGAUGACAUUCUAAACGCACCCAAUGCCGAGAAACGCAUCCGCGAUCUCGCUAUCCUAAUCGCCGAACGCGGCGUCGUCUUCUUCCGCGCCCAAGAUAACCUCACCAACGACCUACAAAAAGACCUCAUCCUCAAACUGGGCGAACUCACCGGCCGUCCUGCAGACCACGGCCUACACAUCCACCCGGUCGUCAACGACGCACGGGAAUUCGGCGACCCAGACCCGCAAAUCAGUACGAUCAACUCGCUCGAACACAAGAAGCUAUACAAGGGUGCGUACGGCAACCUCGCCGCAAUCUGGCACUCGGACAUCUCCUUCGAAAAGGCGCCCUCGGACUACUCGGCGCUGCGGCUUACCCUUCUCCCGGAAACGGGCGGCGAUACGCUCUGGGCGAGUGGGUAUGAGCUCUACGACCGCAUUAGCAAGCCGUACCGCGCGUUUCUGGAGACGUUGACGGCGAAUCAUUCUGGGGAUGGGUUCCAUCGGGCCGCUGAGGCUGGGGGGUUUGGGCUUUACGAGAAGCCUAGAGGGUCGCCGUUGAAUGUGGGUGGCGAUUUGGCCAGUGACCAUCCGGUUGUCAGGACGAAUCCGAUUACGGGGUGGAAGAGUAUCUUUCCUGUGGGGACUUUCCCUAAGAGUGUCAAUGGCCUGACGAGGCGUGAGAGUGACAAUCUCCUGAAGUAUUUCCAUGACUUGAUCACAUACGGUCAUGACCUGCAGGUCCGGUUCAAAUGGGACCAGCCUAAUGAUAUCGCAAUCUGGGAUAACCGCAGCGUCUUCCACACCGCAACAUUCGACUACGACGGCAUCGGCGAACGCAGCGGAAACCGCGCCGUUGGGAUCGGUGAGGCGCCCUACUUUGACCCUGGGAGUAAGUCUCGUCGCGAGGAUCUGGGGAUUGAGGACCACUUGAAUCCGGUUCAUUGGUAG